UCCUAAAACGAGAGACACUUCCUGCGUUCGGCGGGCUAAUGUAGGCACUCCCAUUCGCUCCCAGAUCGUCUCUGGCCAGUGACACUGACGCUUUCUGCCGAAGGAUCUCGGACAGGUGCGCGCCCGCAAGAUCAACAAGGGUACUGCUGUUUGCCUGUGCACCAAGGAACACGGACGCAGUGUAGCACAGUGGGUAAGGAACUGGGCUCGUAACCGAAAGGUCGCAGGUUCGAUUCCUGGUGAACCCCUGAGGCAACCCUGAGUCCCUGUCACUGCGGCAGGAUGAACUGCCCUCUCCACUUCCUGGGGAUGAUCGUUCUCUUCCACACCACGUCCGCUAAUUGCAAUACGAAUGGCAAUGAAUCGCGUGUGAAAGCAUUUGAGCAGAUGGUGGACGUAAAUGAAAAUCUUCCAGGGAAAAGCUAUCAAGAGAGCAUAAGAGCUAUAGAAGCGUUGGAGAAAGUUCUGGAAAGCACCAAAUUCAGCAGGAACGUCUCCUGUACCACGGGGAAUCUUGUGGUGCAUCUCUACAAUGCCUCUGGAAACUUCACAGGUCUGAAUAUUUCAGCCAAUGAGAUGAAGGCUUCCUCAGCGAAGGGCGGAGUCGGGAACAGCUCCGUCGAUGUGCACCUGCCGAAAACUCUGCUAAAUCCCAAAGAGAACAGGACCAUCGUCUUCUGCAUGAUCACCAUCCCCUAUAUGUUUGAGAAGCAGAAUUUCACCGUGCUCUACGGGCGAGCCGUAGGACUGAGCGUCAGCAACAGGACGGUCACGGGCCUCACGGAUCGGAUCAACAUCACCUUUUUCCUGCGGGACCCCUCACCACUACAGGAGGGUAAAUUACCACAGUGCCACUUCUUAAAUUUCUCCACCAAUGCCUAUCACAGGGACGGCUGCCUCACCAUCUGGAAGCGGGAGGAAGAGCGGCUCGUCUGCUCCUGCGAUCACCUGACCUAUUUCUCCGUGCUUCUGGUGAACCCAGAGACUUCAGAGAGGGACCGGAACAUUCUCACCUACAUCACUCUGAUUGGCUGCAGCAUCUCCCUCCUCUUCCUGGUCGGCACACUGUUCGUGUACGUCCGCGACAGGAGAAUGCUGGCUGACGCAUCGCCGAAGGUUCACCUCAACCUGGUCGUAGCCCUGAUCAUGCUCAACAUCCACUUCCUGCCCAGCCAGCUGAUAGCGUCGCUGCCCGUCUCUGGCCCUUGCGUUUACCUGGCCGUCAUGCUCCACUACUCCCUCCUGGCCACCUUUACCUGGACGGCCAUCGAGGGCUUCCACCUGUACCUGCUGCUGGUCCGCGUCUUCAACAUCUACGUCAAGAGAUACCUGCUCAAGCUGGGCCUGGUGGGCUGGGGUGUCCCUGCUGUAGUCGUGGCCAUCAUCCUCAUCAUCGACAGAGACAUUUACCAGCGCGUGACCCUUCCCUCCACUGAUAACAGCACCUCCUCUGCCCAAAUCUGUUUCCUGCAGGACAGCGCGGUGAGGCGGUUCAACCUGGCGUUCUGCGGCCUGGUGUGGGCGUGCAGCCUGGUCAUGCUGGCGCUGACGUGCCGGCUGAUGCUGGCGCUGCGAAGGGACCGCAUGCCCGGGGGGAGGAGCCGCGCCCGGAAGGACGUCUGCGCCGUCCUGGGCAUCGGCUGCCUGCUGGGCAUCACCUGGGGCCUGGCCUUCUUCUCCUUCGGACCCCUGCCGCCCGCGCCCGCCCUCUACCUGUUCUGCAUCCUCAACUCGCUGCAAGGUUUCUUCGUCGGCCUGUGGAUGUGCGUCUCCAGGCAGAGGUCCGGCGCCGCCCCCCCCGGCGGGGACUCUCAGGCCACCAGAUCCACAGACUCCCAGAGCAAGCACAUGCUCCGGCAGGACCCCGGGAGCCGGGGCGGCCGGGGGGGCCAAGAGCCGGGCCACGCCACAAAGACCGCCUCGACCUAUGCAUUGAGUACUAGUUAUUGGAAAUACAGAACUCUCAGAUUUGCAUUUAACAAAUGGGAUUUGCAUUGUGCGAACAGAACCCAUCAGUUCCGCCUCUAUGAUUCAGUCUCAAGAGGGAUCCGAAGAGGAACGCGCCGUCCCCCUCUAGUUCGAAGAGCGUCAGCAAGCAGGAUGAUCCAUUGGACACUUCCCCUAAUUGUACUCUUUCUGCCAGUGGUGGCUAAAGAUCUGACUUUUAUUUUUAAUAACAACACCAGUGAGAUAACUUUGAAGGUAUUCGAUGACAUCACCAUCAUUGACAGUAUGCAAAGCAGCCUCAGCUGCAAAUGGGGGAAUGUGCCCUGUUAUGUGGAAUGUGCCAAUGUCACUGUUUCUGGAAACUACAUUGCAAAUAAAAGCCUAACCCUAACCGAAGAUGUAAUUUCAGCAUAUAAGGGAUCCAAUGCCUUCAAUAUCACAGCUGGUUCAUUGGACUGUGAAAUCACCAAGUGCAUGGAUGUUCCAUUCAGGGCUUUAUUAAACAGAGCACAGAACCAAAGGCUUCCGGGAGCCAAAAAUUUAAAAAGGGUGUUGAAUAUGAAAAACAUGUGCAGCAACCUGUUUGACCGUGCAGAAGUAAAGAGAGCCUACAUAGGAACUGAGCGAGCCCUGAUCAGACUGCUACUGGAGACUCCUUACGAGGGAGAGGAGAUCGUCUACAACCUGACCGACAUAGCGGUGAAAGUGACCAAGGCGAACUUGAGUAGGCCGAACCCGACUGAGGGCUACAUCACCAUCGAUGCUCCUCUGCUGUCGUAUGAACACCUGAACUGUACACCACAAACACGGAUACCUACCAAGAUCUUCCAGAAUACUUCAGAGGAGAAACGGAAAGUGGCGGUAGUGGCGUAUCACACUUCAAAGCAGUUCUUGUUCGGCACCGAGAGCCCUUGGACCAUGCUGAUCCGGGUGGAGCUGCUGGAAGAAGAGCGCGCGGCAAAGCUGGACGAUCCGCUUCGGAUGAGGUUCCCCGUCUUCAACACGUCCAUCGAUCCGGCAAUUCAUGCCUUCGAGUGCCAGUUUUACGACGAGUCGGGUGGAGAAUACUCAACCUGGAGCAAGCGGGGCUGCAGUACCACUGUGCACGAAGGGGGCGUGCUGUGCGCCUGUGACCACAUGACUCCUUUCGCGGUGCUCCUGGUCCCAGCGGAGAGCAUUGAUUGGAGGACCUGGCAGAUCCUGUCCGUCAUCAGCUACGUGGGCUCCGCGCUGUCUGCCUUCUUUAGCGCCGUCUCCGUCCUGACCUACGUCUUCAUCAGGAACCCGUCGCAGGACCACUCCGCCUCCAUCCACGUCUCGCUGAGCGGCGCGCUCUUGCUGCUCAACGGCAGCUUCCUGCUGAACGAGUCGCUGGCCAGGACGAACGUCAUGCCCCUGUGCCUGCUCGUGGGCCUGCUCAUGCACUACGGCCUGCUCUGCAGCUUCACCUGGAUGGCCAUCGAGGCGCUGCACCUCUACCUGCUCAUCGUCCGGGUGUUCAACACCUACGUCCGCUCGUACGUCGCCAAGCUGUCCGUCAUCGGCUGGGGCGUCCCUGCUCUGGUCAUUGGAAUUUCAUUCGGAUUUAAAAGCCACCCAAACGAGCUUUAUGGCUUGAAGAGUAUAACCUUGGGGAACUCAACCAGCUCACUCUGCUGGAUCACAGAGGAGUGGUAUUUCUACGGGCUGAACAUCACCUAUUUCGCGCUCAUCUUCCUGUUCAACAAUGGCAUCCUGCUGACCGUGACUGUGAGGAUAUGUCAGAUGAGCAGGAUCGGGCUGAAGGGGAAGAAGGGCAGAACGGUCCCCUGGAAGCAGGUGUGCACCGUGCUGGGCCUCACCUGCCUGCUGGGCACCACCUGGGGUCUGGCCUUCCUCAGCUACGGACCGCUCAGCAUCCCCAUGCAGUACCUCUUCUGCAUCUUUAACUCCCUGCAAGGACCUCCAGGAAGGCCCAAAGAGAGGCGGCUUCAAAAUCAUCAUAGGCGUCAUGCACACCUGUACCGCCAAAGCCGCACAGACGCAGCGUCCCAGUAUGACCCUGUGUGCGUAACCACGCCCUCUCCCAAAGAAGAAGAAGAGAAGAAAUGUUUUAUAUAUCACCGCAAGGACAAUAAUGUCAAUAUAUAUUCAACCCCGUUAUUGGCCACUAUUGACCCAGGGUCAUGCAAUACCACGGAGACAGGUCCUACUUUUGUGGAACGGCUUAGUUAUUAACUAUUACCAUGGAGAUGACCUAUAUUUUUAGUCACACUCGGAGCCCUGGAAAGUGAGCGUUGCAUCAAUGGAGGAUUGUGUGUGCAGUUACAUGAAUAUUGUAAAAAAAAAAAAAUUAUAAAAAUAAAAAAAACUUUAAGAAUUGCCUCAAAGUAGAGGAACAGCCGCUAGCUGGUUGUUCCAUCAUAUUAACAUUAUACUAUCGACUAGGCUACUUUAGAUAUUACUCGCAUUAAUAAAUGAUCUUAUAAUUUCA
This is a messenger RNA of Anguilla rostrata (American eel), 4420 nucleotides long. RefSeq lists its product as uncharacterized. The transcript is spliced from 29 exons. The record is from RefSeq and is a predicted model, not a curated record. Gene Ontology annotation, molecular function: G protein-coupled receptor activity. Lineage: Eukaryota; Metazoa; Chordata; Actinopteri; Anguilliformes; Anguillidae. The coding region runs from base 283 to 4164 and encodes 1293 amino acids. Gene Ontology annotation, cellular component: plasma membrane. Gene Ontology annotation, biological process: adenylate cyclase-activating G protein-coupled receptor signaling pathway; cell surface receptor signaling pathway.